AUGUCGACAACAAACGCCAAGCGCAAGCGGGCGAGAAAGGCAUGCAUCCCAUGCCAUCAGCGCAAGCGAAAAUGCGACACCGUGUAUCCUUGUGACAUGUGCACCACUUACGGAUACAACUGCAGGUACACCGACGACAGCACCACUGGUACUGUGGACGGUGGCGAACACCCUCCUCCAACCAAGCGCAGCAGCCUCGGUGAAAGCCGUCUGACGAGCCGGGCCCCCAUGGAGCGAGACCGCCGCGAAGGCGACGCUGACACGGGCAUCUUCGACGAGCAAAUGUUCCGAUACUCCGGGGCAUCGGCGACCAUGGCAUUUCCGCACAUCUUAGGCAUGGCUCUUGGUGCCGACAGCCCUCCCAAGAUCCAAUCGUUCGCCUACAACUUUGGCAUCCGCCCCGAGGAGGCAUCAAAUGCUCACUGCUUUCUGGGAAACCUGAUCUCGGAGGAAGACCUUUGGCUUCUUCUCGCCAACGGUGUCGCCUUUGCUGCCGUGGCUGCCGGCGUUUCUGCUCUCGGAUCUUUCCUAUCUCCCAAUAGGCACACACGGGAGUCGGACCUGGUGCAAUACGCCAAAGCUAUCCUCGACGAUCCGGCCUCCAUGUGUCGGCAUGGUAUCGACCACAUCGUCGCAUGGGGCAUGCGAGUGAUCUAUUUACGGGCAACGACCCGGCCCAUCAAUGUGUGGGUCGCUUCAUGCACGCAAAUGCACCUCUGUGAAGCGAUAGGGCUGCACGAGGAAGCUAGCAUCCAGAAAAUGGCGUCCAUCGCCGGCGCCGCUGCCCUUGGGCAUGAUGCAGACCGGCUGAGGAGGAUUUUCUGGAUCUCCUGGGCAGGACAUAACAUGCUGUCCUACGAGUACGAUCGGUCGCCUGUAGGGCUUCGGGCUGUGACCUGCCAGCCUAUCGUCUCUGUGCCAGGGUCCGUUGCUGUUCGAUUCGUACAACUGAUUCAGAUCAUUCCAUCGCCCAAUUCUCCGUUCCAGCUCGAACCGCAGCCGGCAACGCCGAGUGAGGAGCUAUUUAUGCGUAUCAAAGCGCUGGAUGAGGUCCAUGUUUCCCAUCCUUUUCUAGUAGUGACCAAGGCGGAGAUUGCGUUUUGCUUCUAUCGACGCCUUUACCAGCUUAAGGUCCGCAUGCCGGACGAUAUCAUGAAGCUCCUCAUUGAUAGCGGCAACGCCGCCGUGGAGGCGGCCGAGCAGCAAGCCAGCCAGGGUCGUCUGUUCUGGAACGUGAUCGGCAGCGUCUUCCAAUAUAUCUGCAUCCUGUUAGCCAUGGACAAUCCCGCGGCCUCGGCUCACAUCGGCUCCGCAUUCAAAAGCUUAGAGAACCUUGUCAAGGCGGCCGAUACAGGACUGACGCGUGAUGCGUUGUCGAUGGCGCGGCACUUACUCGGCCUCCGUAUGGCAAAGACGCGAAGAGAACUGGCACAGUUAGAAGCUGUCGAAGCGGGCUAUGAAUACUUUCCGGCACCGCCGGCAUCCGAGGCCAACACCGCGGUGCCAGAUAUGGAUUGGGGGUUGGACUGGAAUCAGUUCUUCAUCGAACCAUAUUACCCCAUGUUCGGUCCUGGCGUCCAGUUAUAA
Messenger RNA from Aspergillus terreus NIH2624, 1587 nucleotides. Its product is annotated as putative C6 transcription factor. Gene Ontology annotation, biological process: regulation of DNA-templated transcription; response to xenobiotic stimulus. The record is from RefSeq and is a predicted model, not a curated record. Gene Ontology annotation, molecular function: DNA-binding transcription factor activity, RNA polymerase II-specific; zinc ion binding. Bases 1 to 1587 code for a protein of 528 amino acids. The transcript is spliced from 2 exons. Lineage: Eukaryota; Fungi; Ascomycota; Eurotiomycetes; Eurotiales; Aspergillaceae.